This is a messenger RNA of Seriola aureovittata, 1338 nucleotides long. RefSeq lists its product as uncharacterized. Bases 45 to 860 code for a protein of 271 amino acids. Gene Ontology annotation, molecular function: transmembrane signaling receptor activity. Gene Ontology annotation, biological process: cell surface receptor signaling pathway. Lineage: Eukaryota; Metazoa; Chordata; Actinopteri; Carangiformes; Carangidae. The transcript is spliced from 6 exons. The record is from RefSeq and is a predicted model, not a curated record.
CACCCCUCUUUCUCUUUCAGUCUCUCACUCUGCAGCAGGUCAGGAUGGAGGUGACAGCUCUCUCUCUACUUCUCUAUUUAGUGAUGAAUUCCUCGGAGUCUGGUCAAGCACGAGUCUCUCUGACAGUCAGCCCUGAAAGGUCGCAGUUCUUUAAAUAUGAAGAUUUCACCGUGAGCUGCAAGAAGGAGAAGGAGCAGAGGGAGGAGGAGGUGGAGGACGGGGAAACUGAAUGGAGAGUGAUGAGGAUGGCGCUCGACGGAGAGGUGCGUCCAUGUCUGUUCUCCUGCUCCAUCACUCAUGCCUUCCCGAUCUCAGACAGCGGAGUGUACUGGUGUGAGACUGGACAGGGAACAACCAGCGUCACCGUCAACAUCACUGUCACUGCUGGUUCUGUGAUCCUGAUGAGUCCAGCUCUUCCUGUGACGGAGGGAGACGACGUCACUCUGUGCUGCAGAACCACGGAUGCAAUGUCUGCCGACAGCCUCACAGCUGAUUUCUAUAGAGAUGGACUCCUCGUCGCCACCAGCUCCACAGGAAACAUGACCAUCUACAGUGUUUCCGUAUCUGAUGACGGACUCUACAGGUGCAACAUCCCUGGAGUUGGAGAGUCACCAGACAGCCAGAUGACCGUCAGAGCGCCUCCUGCAGGCCGGCAUCCUCCAGCUCCACUUCCUGUCUGGACCCUCCUGCGUCACCUGAUAGUGGGAACUCCUUACCUGCUGUCCACCGUCUUCCUGGGACUCAUUUACAGACACAGGAAGAGAGGUGAGAACAGACAUCCCACACAUCAGAUCAGUGACAGGUCACUGACUGAGGCAGGGCGACCAUCUGAUGAUGUCAUCAUGCAAAUAGUCAUGUAAGGACCAGUGACAUCAUCAUCAACAUGGCAACAUGGACAUCGUCAGUAAACAUGUCCCGGAUUUUUACCUUUGCCAAGAAGGUUGUGUUUUUCACCUGUGUUUGUUUGUUUGUUUGUUUGUUUGUUUGUUUGUUUGUUUGUUUGUUUGUUUGUUUGUUUGUCAGCUGCUUAUGCAAAAAAGUACUAAACCGAUUUGCACUGAACUUGGUGGAGGGGUGGGUCGUGGUCCAGGGAAGAACACAUUCAUUUUUGGGGCAGAUUCAGAUCAUUUAAUAUAAAUUAGAUUUUAUUUUUGGAGUCUGGUGAAUGUUUUUUGACAUUGGCCUUUAUUUUAUAAAUUUUUUUUACUGUAUUUUCUCAUUAUAUUACACAUAGUAUUUAAUAAAUGUUAUUAAUCAAGUAACAGCAGAAUUAAAUUGAGUUAGUAGUUGAAUUCAAUUUUGUGGAGGUGGAAAAUAAAGAGCUGAUGUUGAACUGAA